AUGAAAGGAAAUCUGCUCCAGGCAAAGCUGGUCGUGAUUGCUAUUGCGGCAGCACUUCUGUGGUUGCUGCGAAGACAUGUCCGACGUUUUGGGUGGUUCAGUUGCCCCAAGUUGGAGAGUGUGAAGAAAAAGAAUGGCUCUUCCUCGAGACGUGAUAGACCUUCCAUUGCGGCAAGGAAAAUCGACCUUUUUGUGGAGAGGGUCAAGGAGCAAGGCGUUAUCAACGACGUGGAAGAGAUUGUGCGGCUCUUCCCGAGGCGGUUUGAGACUUUGGGGCAUGUUGUCGUUGUGAAGCUCAACCCUGGAGUCACACGUGAGAACUUUUCGCAUUGUGCAAAGGCGUUUGCAGAAUCCUUUUCCCCCCGAAUUGUCGAUGUUGUGUUGCUGGACACAGAGGGCAUCGAGGGCGAGCUGAGGAAGCCGAAGCUGGGAAUACUCUGGGCGAACGAUGCUUCUCUCAUCACAGCGCCUAAAGAUUCCUUGCGGUACGCACUCAAACAAAUAGAAGGGUCAUCCUGCGUAUCAUCUGAUGAUAUAGAAAUGUUUGAGAGGUGUACAGAAUCUUUGACAUUUACAACACACGUGGAAAAUGGUAUCCGAUACAGCCUUGACGUUUGCAAGGUAAUGUUCUGCAGCGGUAAUGGAACGGAGCGAAUGCACUUCGCUACUGUAGCGGCGCGGGAUGAAGUAGUGGUUGAUAUGUUUGCUGGUAUUGGGUACUUUACACUGCCGUUGGCAAUGCACGGCGCUGUUAAAGUUAUUCACGCUUUGGAAAAGAACGCUGAUAGCGUGGCGUUUCUUAAAUACAACUCUGCCCAAAACAAGGUGAGCCACUUGAUCCGCACCUACCAUGGUGAUAAUAGAGAGGUGGCAUCGGAACUGUGCGGCCAAUGUGAUCGGGUGCUCAUGGGCUACAUCCCGUCCUGUGAGGUCUUUUUGGCUCGUGCCGUUUCCUUCCUGAGACUGUCUUCACGCGGAAAGCCCACCGGGACGCUGCAUUACCACUUCUUGUCGGAGAAGAAAACGGCCGUGGACACUGCUAAACAACACGUAAGGGCAGCGCUAGGGGAAGAUAUGAUGUCCUCGAUGUGUGUUGCUGCGGUUCGAAUUGUGAAGUCGUACGCGCCAAAACGAUUCCAUUGCGUCGCAGAUCUCAUUUUCGAAGAUGCGUGA
Messenger RNA from Trypanosoma grayi, 1173 nucleotides. RefSeq names its product tRNA wybutosine-synthesizing protein 2. Gene Ontology annotation, molecular function: tRNA methyltransferase activity. The record is from RefSeq and is a predicted model, not a curated record. NCBI's taxonomy places the organism in Eukaryota, Euglenozoa, Kinetoplastea, Trypanosomatida, Trypanosomatidae. Gene Ontology annotation, biological process: tRNA methylation. Bases 1 to 1173 code for a protein of 390 amino acids. The transcript has a single exon. Gene Ontology annotation, cellular component: cytoplasm.